GAGAGCACACACCGACAGACAGGAGGUAAGAUAUAAAUAUUACCUGAGCAAAGAGACUUGAAGGAGAACGUCCUGGCGGACUUAAGGAAGAAAAUACUUAUAUUUUAUUUCCAUAAAACCUGUUGGUGAAUGAAAAACAUUCAAAGACGCUAAGUGAAAGUAACUGAGUCAGCUUUCAACAACAGGGAGAGAGUCACAAUGUGUGUUCAGCUUUACUCAGGCACGAAAUGGCUUCUAGAUCAGAGGAGGAUUACUGCUGUCCGGUCUGUCAUGACAUCUUCAGAGAUCCAGUUGUUUUGUCAUGUUGCCAGAGCUUCUGUAAAAACUGUCUGAACACCUGGUGGAAGACGAAACCACUGCGUGAGUGUCCAGUUUGUAAGAGACGAUCCUCAAUGGUGAACCCACCUGUUAGUCUGGUGUUGAAGAACCUGUGUGAGGCCUUUGUACAGGAGCGAGACCGGAGAGCAUUGGAAAACCUCUGUAGUGUGCACUCUGAGAAACUCAAACUCUUCUGCCUGGACCAUAAGCAGCCAAUUUGUCUCAUCUGCAGGGACUCAGAGAAAUAUACAAACCAUAAAUUCAGCCCUGUUGACGAAGCUGGGCCAAAGCACAAGCAGAAUCUGCGGGAUACUCUGAAACCCUUAAAGAGGAAUUUAAGUGUUCUCGAACAGGUUCAAGGGAAGUUAAGCAAAACAGCAGAACACAUUAAGGUCCAAGCCCGACAAACUGAGAAGCAAAUUAGGGAUCAGUUUCAGAAGCUUCACAAGUUUCUAGAAAAAGAAGAGGAAGCCAGGAUGGCUGCUUUGAAACAUGAAGAGGAGCAGAAGAUGCGGAUGAUAACAGUAGAGAUGGGCUUAAAGAUGGCCGCUCUUUCAGACACAAUCAUAACCACAGAGAAGGAGUUGGGAGCCGAAGACGUGUCCUUUCUGCAGAACUAUAAGGCUGCAGUGGAAAGAGUCCAGCUGCAGAGCCCCCUGCUGAAGAAACCACAGCUGGGCCCAGGAGCUCUCAUAGAUAAGGCCAAACAUCUGGGCAACCUGACCUUCAACAUCUGGAACAAGAUGAAGGAGAUGGUCUCCUACACGCCAGUGAUUCUGGACCCAAACACAACAAAUCUAGAACUCAUCGUGUCUGAUGAUAUGACCAAUGCGAGAGGAGGAGAUCAGCAGGAUCUUCCCGAUAAUCCAGAGAGGUUUCACGAUUAUUACAUCGUCCAAGGUUCUGAGAGCUUUAGCUCGGGGACUCACACAUGGGCCGUAGAAGUUGGUGACAAUACAUUCUGGUCAAUAGGUGUGUUAGCAGAGUCUUUCCAGAAAAAUGGACCCACACGGACUGGAUUAUGGGAAAUGCGGUUCCAUAAAGGGGAAUACUCGGUGCGGGCACUACCAGCUGCCGCCACUGAUCUGGAGUUGCAGAAGAAGCCGAAGAGAAUCAGAAUGAGUCUGGAUUGGAGCAGAGGACAGCUGACAUUCUCUGAUCUUGAUACUAACACACACUUACACACCCUCACACACGCUUUCACUGAGAGCCUGUUUCCAUACAUUAGCACAGUGGAUAAAGUACCGCUGAAGAUCUUACCAAAUAAGGUCGGUGUGACCAAAAACAAGUGUGCAAGUUUUUAGUUUGAAGGCGAUGAUAAUAGUAGCAAAAAGCUCUUUAUUUCUUUUUUAAUGAAUGUGUCCAACUAUUGAUGUGAAUAUACACAUUGAGCACAUUUAUUAAAUGAACGUUAAAUAAGUUCUAACUUUAUUUAUAUAUUAUUUAAUCUCAUUUGACAGUUAGAUUUUCUGGAACAUCAUAAUAUAAACAGAAAAUUAAAUCAGGACUCAAAUACUGUAUGUUUGUGACAUGUGGACCUAAUUGUCUUCUUCAAGUAUAGUAAAAAAAUAAGCAGUGGAUGAGAACAGAUUUAUACUAGUAUAAUAAAUAAGAAUAUAAGCAAUAUAAGUCGCCUAAGGAAAUGUUCACUACAUUAUUGUUAUGGCCAAAAUAAUUCAUGAUAGCAAUAUAGAAAAGGUUUGGGAGGAAGAAACACACAUAAUUAUCAUUAUUUACACAAUGUUAUCAUGUGUAUUUUUGUUUACAUUUUUCCAAGCUCAGUUUUUGUCAGUACAGGUAUGUUUCAGCAAUUCUUUAAAUCGCAGUUUUCAGGGUUCAUAUGCAUUUUCUUGUUAUAAUGCGUAAAGUGUUUAUUAUGGGGGGUGGGGGGAAUGCUUUGCACAGGAGGUCGGUCAAGUUUAAAUCUCCAGUGGUGUAAAAUGACUAAGUACAUUUACUGAAGUACUGUACUUAAUUACAAUUUUGAGGUUCUUUACUUCCAUUUUAUGCUAUUUUGUACUUCUACCCAACUUCAAUUCAGGGAUUAAUUGUGUACUUUUACCCCACUACAUUUAUUUCAUUCCUUUAGUUACUUUACAGACUUGGUUUAAUGAUGAACUAUAUAAUCAACACUUAAACCAGACUUUAGUUACACCUGGAGUAAAUUCAGCAGCUACCCUGCAGUAUACAAAGCCAUUAACACUAGCUGCACCUUUACCAGCUUUGAGAACACUUUAAUGAUCAAUAAUUACUAUCAAAUGUCAUAUACUGUAUAUUAUUCUGAAAUAAGCCAAUCUGCAGAAUGAGUUAUUUUACUUUUGGUACUUUAGUAUAUUUUGAUUCUAAAACUUGUACUUUUACUUGAGUAACAUUUUGACUGCAGGACUUUGACUUCACUCUGGUACUUCUACUUGUACUGAAGUACAAGAUUUGAGUACUUCUUCCACUUCUGGUUAACAAACAUCUGGCACUCAACAUUAAGUGUUAAUGUUUCAUACCAACUUACUUUCAUGGUUGUCUUAGAGUUGGCAAAGUAUGGACACGUGUCCUCUCCAUUCUGAUAUUAUCCUACGUUCUGCUUUUGUUUAGCUCAAUUUCAAUGACGACAUGUUCAGUUAUAGCUCAUUUAAUCUGAAAAUGCAGAAAAAAAAAGCUAAACCAAAUGUAAAGAUUGUUCGCCAUCUUGUGGCCAUAAAUGAAACUGCAUGGUAAACGUUCUGAUCCCUUCUUACAAUUUCCUAAAGCAGUCAACAUUACCAUUCUGCAAUGGCAUAAUUCUACACUCUAAUUUAGAACAAUUUAAACAAUGCAUUAUUCAUAAAGAUAUCUAUUCACCAAACACACAAUUACUCUUAUUAAAGUGUUUAACAGCUGAACUGUGAGUACAAAGUCAAACAGGAGCUGUGGUAUAAUAUUUUAUUCUCAUAUUUUAUGGAAUACAAAGCCCCGACCCCUUCCCCCCACCCCCCAAAAGAAAACAAAAAAAAGUGUGCACAUCAGAUCUGGUGGAAACUAGUCAAGG
Messenger RNA from Eleginops maclovinus (Patagonian blennie), 3340 nucleotides. Its product is annotated as nuclear factor 7, brain-like. The transcript has a single exon. Bases 228 to 1622 code for a protein of 464 amino acids. The record is from RefSeq and is a predicted model, not a curated record. Gene Ontology annotation, biological process: protein ubiquitination. Lineage: Eukaryota; Metazoa; Chordata; Actinopteri; Perciformes; Eleginopidae. Gene Ontology annotation, cellular component: cytoplasm. Gene Ontology annotation, molecular function: zinc ion binding; protein binding; ubiquitin protein ligase activity.